AUGGACACUGCAACGCAGCGUCCAAAUCCAAAAGUAAAAACAAAACCAGGAAAUGGAUAUUACAUUGCAUUGUCUGAAUCUAAAUGUAAAAAUGAACGCGUUCACAAGGUUCCAACAACUGACAUGGAGGCCCUUAAACCUCUACUCAUGGGUUUGUUUGAAAAGCGCCGUGCAUUCAAGUUCAUUAUAUAUGUUCAAGAUUAUAGUGAAACUGAUCCUAAAACACGUGAGGGAAUGGACUUAACAAGAGUGACAACUAGAGAUUUGAUCGCAAAAUAUGGUCUUGAUGACAACACGGUUGACUUCAUUGGGCAUGCUUUGGCACUUCAUAGGGAUGAUUGCUACCUGAAUGAGCCUGCUCUAGAUAUUGUGAAGAGAAUGAAGUUAGAGUUCAACGAGGAAGGGAAAGUUAUCGGUGUCACAUAUGAAGGGGAAACUACUAAGUGCAAAAAAGUUGUUUGUGAUCCUUCUUACUUGCCUAACAAGGUUAGGAAUGUUGUUAAGGUUGCAAAAGCUAUUGCCAUCAUGAGCCACCCAAUUCCAAACACCAAUGAAUCUCACUCAAUGCAGGUUCUUGAUUUCAGUGUGGACCUAAGUGCUGCAGAAGAAGGAAUAGCAAAGCUGCAUGUGGUGCUUGAAUUGAUAAUUGUGCUUUGUUCCAAGUGCACUGAGCUACUUAAGUUACCUUACCUGUGGCGGUGGUAA
Molecule: messenger RNA, 705 nt
Organism: Malus domestica (apple)
Lineage: Eukaryota; Viridiplantae; Streptophyta; Magnoliopsida; Rosales; Rosaceae
Product: guanosine nucleotide diphosphate dissociation inhibitor 2-like
Biological process (GO): vesicle-mediated transport; protein transport; small GTPase-mediated signal transduction
Cellular component (GO): cytoplasm
Molecular function (GO): Rab GDP-dissociation inhibitor activity
Source: RefSeq, a predicted model, not a curated record